Messenger RNA from Fimicolochytrium jonesii, 2103 nucleotides. RefSeq lists its product as uncharacterized. The transcript is spliced from 4 exons. Bases 262 to 2043 code for a protein of 593 amino acids. The record is from RefSeq and is a predicted model, not a curated record. Gene Ontology annotation, biological process: polyketide metabolic process. Lineage: Eukaryota; Fungi; Chytridiomycota; Chytridiomycetes; Spizellomycetales; Powellomycetaceae.
GGCGGACACGCGGCUCUCAGUGGCCAUUCGCCCCGGAUCAGACAGCGACCCGUUCAACCCCCCCAAUCAGUAUUCUCCAUCUGCUUGUGAUCUCACCCCACAACAGCAUAUCGCCUGCCGUACAUAUCUAAAACAUCACGUAAAAGGUUUCACUCGUCGAGUACCUUACCUCGUGCGUUUGCCCAAGCCGAGGAUCUCUCAACCCUUUGCGGAUUAAGCACUGCAUCCCACUUCACACCCUCACCUCACACCCCGCCCAAGAUGAUGACCACAGCCUCCCAAGCGGUCCCUCACUCCUCCUCCCACACAACCCAAACUGUCCCUCCCCCAGCCCUCACCACCGUCCUCGACCUCUGGAAAGCUCACAAGGCCUCUCUCACGCACACCAUCCCCUCCGCAGCCGCCGCGCUGGUCCCCAUCCAUUUCGCCCACGACGCGUCGGUCGUCUGCGUCCCUACCGCAGCGGGCGGCGAAGAGAUCAAGGAGAUUGAGACGUUUAUCAGGACCCUUGUUGAGCAGCAGAAUGCGGGUAAUGCGGUUAUGGAGGAGAAAGUUUUGAGCAGGAUUGUGGAUGUGGAUGAGGGGAGGGCGUCCAUUGCCGAAGAGAGCGUAGUGACGAUUGUGCAUGAUGCGGUUGUGGAUUGGCUUUUGCCCGAUGUGAAGCCGACUAGAAGGCGGGUUGCUAUUCCUAUGACCACGUUCGUAACCUUCACCGCCGAGCCCAAGAUCCAGACCAAGCGCGUGUACUGGGACCAAGGCAGCGUGAUGAAGCAGAUCGGCCUGCUGCCCAACUCGGUCUACUGCAAAGCAAACACCACCGAGACUACUCUUCCUGUAUUGGGACCCAAGAUCGUCGACAGGCUGCUCUUGGACGCUGAGCAUGCCACUGCCAAUCUGAUCCUGAAGGAAAGGAGAUUGGAGAGUGGGGUUGCUGGUAUUGUUUCUGGAAAGGAACCUCUCCUCGUCAAAGCCCAAGCGCAUGAACCCGCACACGGGAUCAUCCCCCAACACGAAGACGACGUCGACACCGAUACGCUCCGUCUCGCCCAAAUCAAGCGCCAAAACCGCCUCUCGGCCUCGUUCGCCCUGCCCGUUGAGGAAAACAACAUUGUGCCCUCCUCCGCGCCCCUCCCGCAACAAGCUGCCCGUCCGUCGCGCGAGCAAACCACCAACUUCCUCACUGAUGACGCGCCUAGGGAAACACAGCGCUCGUCGACUAGGAUUCAUCACGAACAGGCCAACAGGACCUCCAACAUCUUUGGUGACGACCCCGUGCCGCUUCGUACGUCCGUUCCCAUCGACGCCAGACGGUUCAAGUCCAGCUUUUCGUUUGGAAACGAGGGUGAGGGUGAAGCCGCGCCCGCGCAUAACGGUGAAAGACGUCACUUAAGCCGGCCCAACACCGCUGCCGCAGGCAACGAUAGUCGAGUUGACCAGGCGGCUAAGCACCUGACCCGCCGCGACCCCAACUGGUCAUCUGCCGACGGCCCCACUGUCCGAGAAACCACCGACAACGCCUCCAUUUCUGGCAAAAAGACCUUUGGCAACAAGCACAGCGCGGACCAUUUCAUCGACACGGCCGUCUCCUCCACCUCCUCCUCCAGCAGCGUCAACGGCGACGACCCCUCUGUGCUCGCCGCCGGCAAAAAGCAUUUCGGACCCGCUGACCAAACCUCCCAUUUCGCCCUCGGCCUCACCCCCCUCACGCACUCGGAGCUGCAGCGCCCUCAUAUCGGAGGCAAGAAACAUUCCCAGCGCGCCAACGACGACAAUGACAUCUUUGGACACCAUGACGCGGACUUGCACACUCAUCGUAGGCAUUACGCGCCUGGCGGCAGUGAGCGCGUGGCCUUGGCGGCCGCGGCGGAGGCAAGGGAUGGGGAAGGGUUUGAAGGGUUUGGACAUGGGUUUGGAGGCAAGCAGGAACGGCCGAGGACGGCGAGACGUGAUCCGAAUGCAAGAAGUGUGGAGAGUGAGGUGGUUAAGCCUUCUAGCAGAGUCCUGCGUCCACCCGGAGGCGGCCAGUCCUUCACCUUCGGAUAACGAACAGAAGCAUAUGUUUUCGCUUAUAUGUAUUCCGCGGAGGACACUAUAAGAUUGAUG